Messenger RNA from Juglans microcarpa x Juglans regia, 1847 nucleotides. Its product is annotated as DNA-damage-repair/toleration protein DRT111, chloroplastic. The record is from RefSeq and is a predicted model, not a curated record. Gene Ontology annotation, biological process: mRNA cis splicing, via spliceosome. Bases 278 to 1438 code for a protein of 386 amino acids. Gene Ontology annotation, molecular function: RNA binding. Gene Ontology annotation, cellular component: precatalytic spliceosome. Lineage: Eukaryota; Viridiplantae; Streptophyta; Magnoliopsida; Fagales; Juglandaceae. The transcript has 2 exons.
GAUCACCAGUAUCGCCGUAAGAAACAAAAUACAAAGAGUAACCCUAAUUCAACCGAUCCCAAAACUAACACCAAUUCGAUUCAAAACCCCUUCUCAUUGCCACACAAAAUCCCUUAUUCAAACCCCAAAACUCGACUUUUCUCUAAAUUAUUAUCUUUUUAGCUCUCAAUUGGUUAUCAACUUAUCGCAUUUAACAGCGUAGAUUGGAUUGGAAUUCUAGGCUUCUCAGCGAUCUGAAACUUACUAGAGAGAAAGAGAGAGGGGCGCAGGUGUCGAAAUGCUAGGUGGGUUGUAUGGAGACCUCCCUCCACCGUCUUCCGCGGACGAAGAGAAGCCCAGCAACUCCAACGUGUGGUCGAGCAGUGCCAAGAUGGCGCCGCCGACCCUCCGCAAGACCUCUUCGAUCUUCGCCCCGCAGACGAUUUUAAAGUCCCAGAACAAGCCCAAGGUCGUUAAUUCGUCGGCGGCUGCGAAGAGCGGUUUGUCAUCGCCUGCGCCGCCGCCUCUGACUUCGGUGUCAGUUAUACCGGAUGGAGUGGCGCAACCGGCAUUGGUUGGCGUGACUUCGACGGUGAUAGAGGAGUACGAUCCGGCGAGGCCCAAUGACUAUGAGGAGUACAAGAGGGAGAAGAAGAGGAAGGCGAUGGAGGCUGAGGUGAGGAGGGAGCUCGAGAGGCGGCGGCAAGAGGAAGAGGAAGAGAGGGAGAGGAGGGAGAAGGAGAGGAGGGACAGGGAGAGGGAGGAGAGGGAAAGGGAGAGGGAUUAUGACGAUUCGCGGUUGAACAUCUCGGGUGAGGAAGCAUGGAGAAGGCGUGCAGCAAUGAGUGGAGCAAUGCCAAGGUCGCCCUCUCCGCCGAGUAAUGGAGACGGAUUUACAAUUGGGAAGUCGGAGACAGUUGGUUUGGGCGUUGGUGCUGGCGGGCAAAUGACUGCGGCGCAGAGGAUGAUGGCGAAGAUGGGGUGGAAGGAGGGGCAAGGUCUUGGAAAACAAGAACAGGGUAUUACUACUCCUUUGAUGGCCAAGAAGACGGACCGCAGGGCUGGAGUGAUUGUAAACGCUAGUGAGACCAAGCAGGAUAAGAAGGCGAAGAGCGUCAACAUUAAUGGCCCCCCCACGCGCGUUUUGCUGCUUAGAAACAUGGUGGGACCGGGUGAGGUUGAUGAUGAGCUAGAGGAGGAGGUAGCAUCAGAGUGCGCCAAGUAUGGGACGGUAACCCGGGUUCUCAUAUUUGAGAUAACAGAGCCAAAUUUUCCACCCAAUGAGGCAGUCAGAAUCUUUGUUCAGUUCGAGAGACCAGAAGAAACAACCAAAGCACUUGUUGACCUUGAUGGCCGAUUCUUUGGAGGUAGGGUGGUUCGUGCCUCUUUCUAUGAGGAAGAAAGGUUCGACAAGAAUGAACUAGCUCCAAUGCCAGGAGAAAUCCCUGGUUUUUCAUAAGUAAACUGAAAGUACAAGCCGAAUGUCCCUUGUUUACAGAGGUUGUAAUGGAUAUGAUCCGCUUGGAUUCGAAUUGUGAAUCAUAAUAUGAGUUGAGCGGUAUAUGGUAAGUCGUGGCCUUCAAGCUUGGUAGCAACUGCCCCAUCUCCUAGCUAGGUCCAAGUGAUGCGUGUGACUGAGACAAACAGUAGUUGCAUUUUGCAUGAGGAAAUUUUUAAAGUCAUAUGAACAGCCAGAACAAAUGUAUCAGCUCUGAUAAAUGUGUAUUGGGAUUCAAUUGUAUGUCUUUGAAGGGUGAACUUGGUGCUUUUGAUUUUGUUGGGGGGAAAUUAGAUAGCAAAUCAUCAGGCUGUCCUUAGAUGUGUAUGAAGAACUAACUUUUAAUGGCUGAUUGUGAUUGCUAACGGUU